Messenger RNA from Quercus lobata, 672 nucleotides. Its product is annotated as TMV resistance protein N-like. The transcript has a single exon. Gene Ontology annotation, molecular function: ADP binding. Bases 1 to 672 code for a protein of 223 amino acids. The record is from RefSeq and is a predicted model, not a curated record. Lineage: Eukaryota; Viridiplantae; Streptophyta; Magnoliopsida; Fagales; Fagaceae. Gene Ontology annotation, biological process: defense response.
AUGAUUUCCAAUCAAUUUGAUGCGUGUAGUUUUAUUGCUAAUGUUAGGGAAGUUAAUGAAAAAGAUGGCAUACUUCAGUUACAACAAACACUUUUGAAUGAUCUUUUGAAUCUUAGAGAUAUGAAUGUGAAAGAUGUUGAUAAUGGAAUUCUCAUGAUCAAGAAAAAGUUAUGUCACAAAAAGAUUCUUUUUGUUCUUGAUGAUGUAAAUGAAUUAUGCCAAUUGAACAAAUUAGUUGCAGAGCACAAUUGGUUUGGUUUGGGUAAUAGAGUUGUUAUCACAACAAGAGAUGUGCAUUUGCUAAUGACACAUAAAGUUGAUGGAAUAUAUGAGGUUGAAGGAUUGAGUUUUGAUGAAGCUUUUCAUCUUUUUAAUUCAAAAGCUUUUGACAAAGAGCAUCCUGUAGAAGAUUAUCUAGAGCUGUCCCAAGCCUUUAUACAUUACGCUAAUGGUCUUCCUUUAGCCAUUGAGGUUUUGGCUUCCUUUCUGUACAAUAGAAGCACAUAUGAAUGGGAAAGUGAAUUAGAUAGGCUUAAAGAAUUUCCUACAGAAAAAAUUCUCAACGUACUUCAAUUAAGUUUUGACGGACUACAAGAAACAGAGAAGGAAAUUUUUUUGCAUAUUGCGUUUUUCUGGAAUUAUAUAAAUCGAGAAACUAUUAUAGCAAUAUAA